Gadus macrocephalus (Pacific cod) is the source of this 1560-nucleotide messenger RNA. It is a transcript of the gene ovca2, whose product is annotated as OVCA2 serine hydrolase domain containing. Gene Ontology annotation, cellular component: cytoplasm; nucleus. Lineage: Eukaryota; Metazoa; Chordata; Actinopteri; Gadiformes; Gadidae. The transcript has 3 exons. Gene Ontology annotation, biological process: response to retinoic acid. Bases 98 to 883 code for a protein of 261 amino acids. The record is from RefSeq and is a predicted model, not a curated record.
CUCCGUUCCAAAAAGGCCGACGUGCCCAGGAAGGUUUCCACGCCUUUAAACACAUGAUAGCUGAUCGUCUUAGGGCGCUAGGGUUAGGGUUACGAUCAUGUCCCAGCGCCCCCUCAGGGUGCUGAGUCUCCACGGGUACCGGCAGGAUGGCGCCUCCUUCCGGGAGAAAACUGGAGCUCUUCGGAAACUUUUAAAGAAACAAGUGGAGCUUGUUUACAUGACCGCACCGCACCACGUGACCCGAGUCUGCAGCGCAGGCGGGGCCACCGGGGGGGGCACCGGGCCGGUGUCGGGGUCCGGCGGGCCCAGCGGGCCGGGGGGCAACGGGCCGGUGUCGGGGGCCGGUGAGGGCAGCGGGGGCCCGGACCCUCGGGGCUGGUGGUUCUCCGACGUGGAGGGGCGGAGCUUCAGUGCCCAGCAGCGCUGUGCGGAGAGCCUGGGGUUGGAGGACAGCUUGGCGGCGGUGCGGGCGGCGGGGGAGGAGCUGGGGCCGUUUGACGGCGUCCUGGGCUUCAGCCAGGGCGCCGCCCUGGUGGCCGUGCUCUGCGCGCUCCAGGAGCGCGACCCCGACCCCCCGCUGCGUGUGCGCUUCGCCGUGCUGGUGGCGGGGUUCCGCAGCGCCUGCGAGGGCCACCGGGGCUUCUACGGCGCCCCGCUGGGCGUGCCCCCGCUGGGCGUGCCCCCGCUGGGCGUGCCCCCGCUGGGCGUGCCCUCGCUGCACGUCUUCGGUCUGGACGACCGGGUCAUCCCCGACGCCAUGAGCCGGGAGCUCCUCCCCCUCUUCCGGGAGCCCGCCGUCAUGGAGCAUCCUGGCGGCCAUUUUGUACCGGCCUCCUCCACUCACAGACAGACCUACCAGGCCUUCCUGAGCCGCUUCCUGUGAGCCCUCCCCCCAGCCCUCCCCCAGCCCUCCCCCUGUCCUCCCCCAGUCCUCCCCCCAGUCCUCCCCCCAUCCCCCUGUGGGAGGAAUGCUGGGUGAUAAAGAGACUUCCACUUCCAUGUUGGUUUGUUGUUAUUCCAUAGAAACAUGGCCGCCACAACAUCGCUGAUGCCAGAGUCCCUUAGUGGUCAGAGGACCUGAGUGGACCUGAGGGGCCUGUGGGUGAGGGGGAGGGGCCUGUGGGUGAGGGGGAGGGGCCUGUGGGUGAGGGGGAGGGGCCUGUGGGUGAGGGGGAGGGGCCUGUGGGUGGGGGGAGGGGCCUGUGGGUGAGGGGGAGGGGCCUGUGGGUGGGGGGAGGGGCCUGUGGGUGAGGGGGAGGGGCCUGUGGGUGGGGGGAGGGGCCUGUGGGUGGGGGGGGAGCAGGAUUCUGUGUUCUUCACGGCGACGCCCAGAGGACCGGAUGGUUUCCAGAUGUGGAGCGUGAAUUCCCUCCGCCCUUCUAUCCCCUUCCUGUCAUCCAUGUGAUGACGACCAACAGGUGAUGAUACGAGCUGUCAAACCUUACGCCAAAAGAAGUCACAGUGAGGAAUCAAACCGGAACACAUGAAUGUGAUUCAGGUCAAAGUGUUUCCUGAUGUGUGUUGAAAUUCCUACUGAACAAAUAAAAGAAGUAAACCCAA